AUGAGCGACAACGAUCUCACCGUGGAGGAAAAGGUGGCCAUUGCCGCCCUGGUCAUCUCACUUUUCGCUUUGCUUGGCGUAGUAUUGCAGUAUGUCCAAGCAGUCAUUGGGAGGAUCAACGGUCUCUCGAUUCGCGACAGAGAGGUCUUGGGAAAAUGGGCAGAAUACGCCAAGAUCAGCUUCAGGUGGUUCCGGGGCGAGGUGCAGUACGAGGCGCCCAUCAUCUUCAUGGCCGCCAGCGACAACACGAGGGGUCCCAUCGACGACAAGGAGAUUUGGUACGUGGACGGCACGCGCGAGAGCUGUGAAAAGACCAGAGUUGAGCUGCCGACCAGUGAUCUGAGGGAGCGGGUCCACACGCACAAGAACGAGCUGGCGACGUGGAUCUUGGCCAUCGAGGCGGCGCAGAUGAUGGAGCGGGACUCGAAGCAGUGGGAGGCGAACGAGUGGAGGAAGUUUGCGACGGAGAGCGGCACGCGAAGCCCUGUCACUCUUCCGUAUAAGGGGCCGGUGUCGCUGGCGGUGGCUAUUCAGCCGAUGAGGAGGAGUUUUGACAAGCAUCCUGCUGUGAAGAGGCCUUACGCGACGACGGCGAUUUGUCAUAUCAUCGAGCUCUGCGCUGUGCUUGGGAUAUACUGGAAGGAGUUUGACCGUGACAACAACAAGUACCGCGCCGAGGGGAACGGGUAUAGUGUGCUCGGGAACAGGGUCCAUGACUUUGGUCUGGUGUUCACGUUCGAGAAACCCGGCUGGCCGAGGUUCGAGAAGAACAGGGUGAUACCGACGUCUGAGGUCAAAGAGCUCAGUUUUGGGAACGUCCCGACCUUUUAUCGGGACAAGAAGGACGACAGGAAUUGGAAAGCGCCCAUCAACGAGCAGAAAGAUCUCAAGACGCUGCAGUUGGGGAGCCGUACCGAGAUUGCCGAGACGCUCAACCUGAUCCGGUGCAACGAGUACACGACGCAGUGCUAUUCGGACGAAACAAAGAAGCAUGUGCAUUUGUUUCCUGUUGUCUUUGAAGUCUUGGCCAUGCUGGCAAGGCCAUUUCACAUCAAGGAUCGGCCAUUCACUUAUCUGCCCAACCCCGUGGCAUUCGCUCUGAACAAGCAGGCCUUUUCGCCCCGGCGCCUGCUGAGCGAGUUCCGCAAGAGGCUGAACUUUGAGAUCAACACAGACCAGGGGCCAAAAUACACACCCCCAACCGAACUCGCCAACAUUGACAGACUGGCCAGCGACCUGGAAGAAGAGCUUCCCAAACGUGACGGAGAAUAUUCGCCCAAGUGCCUCAAUGAGCUGCACGAGGCCAUUGACGAGGUCGGUGACAGCAUCCUGAACAAGACGUCCAAAGAUGUCGUGCUCGACGUCCUCCGCCGUCAUGUCCAGGAGGUUCUGCUGGCAAUCAACACCUCUCAACGAGACAUCGACUGGGCGGAAUACAGCCCAACAGCUGCCGCCCCGCCGCCUAGCGGGAGACCAACUCACCUCCCAAUGUCAGCAUCAGCACCGGGCACACCGGCGCAACCCCCCCUGUUCCCACCGAUGCCGACCGACGAAGGCGCAACAGGGGAUGUCUCCUUUGACGAUCUACUCAAGACACCACACGAGAAGCGCGAGGCGGCUUUGAUCAAGCACUACUUUGACGAUAUCCGCAUCAGGGCCGUCAGCCUUGACGACACAAACCAGCAUUAUGACCAGGAGGCUGCCCAAGCCUCCAAGGAUAUUCACUACUCCGAGCCCGGGUACGACGGGCUUGGUUUGGUGGGGCUGCAGCAGACGACAACAGCGCAGACAAUGGGGACCAUGAGUGAGGAUGGCACCGGAAACACGACGACACACUCCUCACCCAGGCCGCCGACACUCGGGAUAAACUCGAGGAGGGCCACAGGGACGUUCAGCAAUGGCAGGCUACCGCCCACCCCGAGCAGGGCGGAAACAUGGAGGAAGCACGGACUGACGAAUACGGAGAUCAGGAGGAACACCAUCUGGUUUGCGCUGGUGUUUAGGAUGAUCUGCUGGCUGCUGCUACAUGACUUUGACAAGAAGGAUGUGCAGCUUCCCAAGAGCGAGCUGAUGGGCAGUCGGCUGAGUGUGUUUAUUGUAUGA
Molecule: messenger RNA, 2103 nt
Organism: Podospora pseudocomata
Lineage: Eukaryota; Fungi; Ascomycota; Sordariomycetes; Sordariales; Podosporaceae
Exons: 1
Coding region: 1-2103 (700 amino acids)
Source: RefSeq, a predicted model, not a curated record